GUCGAGUUGCACUUCGAUUUUUUAUGACAAUAAUAUUGUGAUACGAAAAGAAUAUUUUGAAUUAAUAUAAAUGACAUAGAUUUGUUGUUAAAAUGAGGAGCAGUAGUUCGGAACUGCUCCUAGAUCAACAAGAGGAGCUUCGUAGACAAAAAAUUAAGGAAUUAGCAGCCGCUAAAAAAUCAAAAAUAGCAGCUGGCAGAUCAUGCCGAGAACAAGCAAUAUUUUAUUCAACAAGCAUUUUAGCAGUACUAGCAAUGUCCGCUGGAUCAUCUUUAUUGUUUUUGGUACCUCUAUAUGUUGAUCCAGCUAUAUCUACUUUAGCAUCAAAUUUCGUUACUGAGCCUGUCACUUGUAUAACAACGAGAAUAGAAGAACUCACUGGUUUAGCGAAUUGUUCAUGGAGUUCCUGUAGGGAAGGUUGUACUAGUGAUGCUUAUCAUUGUACGCACAUUUACGUCAGUUACAACGAUACAAAGAUACAACCGUAUAAUCAAACAGACGACGCAGUGCUGUUGGUAAAUAUUAAAGGUUGUGGAUAUCCUCCGACGGUUCUGUGCAUGAACUUCACAGAAACGUAUGGAGUAGAGGGUACAGAAUUUCCUUGUUAUCAUUCCCGAGAGAAUCGUACCGUAGUUUUGACUCAUUACGAAAGGGACGAACAAAUAGCAAUUAUAAUCCAUUAUUUCGCCGUACCAUUUGUAAUAACGUUGGCCACAUCUGUGGCUUUGUGCGUUAUGCACUGCGACUGCCGAUGUCAUCCUACUACCCAUCACAAGCGACCCAGACGUCCUCGCAUUCAAGACCUCAGCGACGGUUCCAUAAAUAUUGGUGUUGACCUACGACACAACACUAGUUACCAUUCUGACCUAGUAGCCAUUAGGCCAACGUAAAACCAGAAGGGGAACGGAUUCACAAAUAGGAUUUUCUUACAUACUUACAUACCGCAUGUAAAGGAACACAACUGUGUUUUAUUAGAUAAUGGUUGCAUAAACGGAAGCAAG
Messenger RNA from Phyllotreta striolata, 1001 nucleotides. The record is from the annotation of a GenBank genome assembly. NCBI's taxonomy places the organism in Eukaryota, Metazoa, Arthropoda, Insecta, Coleoptera, Chrysomelidae.